UUUAAAAGUUUUGUGCUCACCCCACCCCCCGCCUUUUUCUUCCCCCAGUACUGAAAUUAAGCAGCAUCCAACACAGGCCUACUCUUACGACAUGUGACUUUACUGUUUUCCGUUUUUGUUGAAAGAGUCAUUAACAGUUAGGAGUUGAUGGCAGUUUCAAUAACAGGUCAUUGCCGAGAAAAGGAUAGCACUAUAAUAUGCAGAAAUCUACGAAUUCUGAUACUUCCGUGGAAACACUGAAUUCUACCCGCCAAGGCACAGGAGCUGUGCAAAUGAGAAUCAAAAAUGCCAACAGCCACCAUGACAGGCUCAGCCAAAGUAAAUCCAUGAUCCUCACCGAUGUCGGGAAGGUCACUGAACCUAUAUCCAGACACAGAAGGAAUCAUUCACAGCAUAUCUUGAAAGAUGUCAUUCCUCCAUUGGAACAACUGAUGGUUGAAAAAGAAGGUUAUCUGCAAAAAGCUAAAAUUGCAGAUGGAGGAAAGAAACUAAGGAAAAACUGGUCUACUUCCUGGAUUGUUCUUUCUAGUCGAAAAAUUGAAUUUUACAAAGAAUCCAAGCAACAGGCUCUGUCCAAUAUGAAAACUGGGCACAAACCAGAAAGUGUGGAUUUGUGUGGAGCACACAUUGAAUGGGCCAAGGAAAAAUCGAGCAGAAAGAAUGUCUUUCAGAUCACAACAGUAUCAGGAAAUGAGUUCCUUCUACAGUCAGAUAUUGACUUCAUCAUAUUGGAUUGGUUCCACGCUAUCAAAAAUGCAAUUGACAGAUUGCCGAAGGAUUCAAGUUGUCCAUCAAGAAACCUGGAAUUAUUCAAAAUCCAAAGAUCCUCUAGCACUGAAUUGCUAAGUCACUACGACAGUGAUAUAAAAGAACAGAAACCAGAGCACAGAAAAUCUUUAAUGUUCAGACUGCAUCACAGUGCUUCCGAUACAAGCGACAAAAAUCGAGUUAAAAGCAGAUUAAAGAAGUUUAUUACCCGAAGACCUUCCCUGAAAACUCUGCAAGAAAAAGGACUUAUUAAAGAUCAAAUUUUUGGCUCUCAUCUGCACAAAGUGUGUGAACGUGAAAAUUCCACAGUUCCGUGGUUUGUAAAGCAAUGCAUUGAAGCUGUUGAGAAAAGAGGUCUAGAUGUUGAUGGAAUAUAUCGAGUUAGUGGCAAUCUGGCAACAAUACAGAAGUUAAGAUUUAUUGUCAACCAAGAAGAGAAGCUGAAUUUGGACGACAGCCAGUGGGAGGACAUCCACGUUGUCACCGGAGCACUGAAGAUGUUUUUCCGGGAGCUGCCUGAGCCGCUCUUCCCUUACAGUUUCUUUGAGCAGUUUGUGGAAGCGAUCAAAAAGCAAGACAACACCACAAGAAUUGAAGCUGUAAAAUCUCUUGUACAAAAACUCCCUCCGCCAAAUCGUGACACCAUGAAAGUCCUCUUUGGACAUCUAACUAACACUUUCAGCGGUUGAGGAGGGAGGAUCGCUUGAGCUCAGGAAUUCCAGAUCAGCCUGGGCAACACAGUGAGAACUCAUCUCUACAAAACAUUAAAAAAUUAGCCAGACAUUGUGGCAUGCAUCUGUAGUCCCAACUACUCAAGUGGCUGAGACAGGAAGAUCACUUGAGCCCAGGAGUUCGGAGGCUACAGUGACCUAUGAUUUUGCCGAUGCACUCUAGGCAACAAAGCAAGAUCGUGUCAAAAAACAAAAACAAAACAAAACGAAACCUGUCGACAUUAGGAAAAUCACUGAAGGAUCUGAAGUGAAGAGGUAAGGUAAUGAAAUUUGUAUUCAUAAAGACCACAGUUUUUAUAAGAGUGAAGGACAGCUUGUAGAAGGGCAACACCAGAAGUAGGGAAAACAGUAGAAUGCUGGUAUAGUAGUCCAAGCUAGAGAUCCCCAGCUAAGGGAGUGAUAGGGAGAAUGGGGGGGAGUGAUAGGGAGAAUGGGGGAAAGUGAUGGAUACAAGAGGCAUUGAAGCGGUAGAUGCAACGGAACAUGUGCACCAAGUACAUGCGAGAGGUUAGGAAGACGAAGGAUUCCAGGAUGGCACCCAGAUUUUGAAUUAGCUGAAUGGUGAUAUCCUUAACUUACAUUUCACAUAGGAAAAGGACCAAACUGGAGGCAUGAAAAAAGCAGAAAUUUUGUUAACAUAAUGUGACUUGCUCAUUGUUAUAUUCUAUUAGCAAAAUCCAGUCAAGGAUAAGAUAUAUAUGUUGGGAAUGCAAGAAAGGUGAUUGAGAUCUAGGGACAAAUUUUGGAGUUGUUGGUUUAAAGAUGGCAAUGGGGUAAGGUCAUGAAUGCCUCCAAGGGACCAUGUGAACCCAGAAGAGAGUCAAGGGUGAACCCAGAAGAGAGUCAAGGACAGAUUCCUAGAGACUUCUAACAUUGAAUGGGUGGUCAGAGAAAGAGAUACCAGAAAAGGAGUCUGAGAAUGGCACGUAUAUUGAUAGAAAAAACAUUUGGCAAGAGCAAAGGUAUAUUUUGUGAUGAAAACUACUCAUUACACAAGGAACACCUAGAAUAACCUCAGCUUAACAGGACACUGGGCAGAAUUUAUAACAAUGACCAGUUACUGUUCUUACCUUCACCCUUCAGCUUUAAAAAAAAAAAAAAAAACACAGGAAUAAAUAUAAUCUAGCAAAGAAAAAAAUGAUAUUCUAUAGCAUAGCCAGGUCCUGAAAAUAUAAAGAACUAACCUGGCUUCUUCUGCUCUUAGAGCACUGGCUCCAGAAGGGCAGAAAUUUGUGUCAUUUUGAUUCCUGCUAUAUCCCCUAGCACCGUGUCCUACAUAGAUACUCAAUAAUUUUUGUUGAACAAAUGGAAUCGCAUUACUUCAUUGAACAAGAUGAUAAUCUAAUAGCCAGUGAGUGGUUCCAGGUAAAAUCAACUACAUAAGCCUAGUGUAUUAGUCCAUUUUCAUGCUUCUGAUAAAGACAUACCCAAGACUGGGAAGAAAAAGAAGUUUAAUUGGACUUACAGUUCCACGUGGCUGAGGUGGAGAGACCUCAGAAUCAUGGCGGGAGGCAAAAGACACUUCUUAUAUGGUGGCAGCAAGAGAAAACAAAGAAGAAGCAAAAAUGGAAACCCCUGACAAACCUGUCAGAUCUUGUGAGACUUAUUCACUAUCACAAGAAUAGCACGGGAAUGACCAGCCCCCAUGAUCCAAUGACCUCCCGCUGGGUCCCCCCCAUAGCACGUGGAAAUUCUCAGAGAUACAAUUAAAGUUGAGUUUUGGGUAAGAACACAGCCAAACAUAUCAUUCCAUCCCUGACCCUCCAAAUCUCAUGUCCUCAUAUAUCAAAACCAAUCAUGCCUUCCCAACAGUCCCCCAAAGUCUUAACUCAUUCCAGCCUUAACCCAAAAGUCCACAGUCCAAAUUCUCAUCUGAGACAAGGCACGUCACUUCUGCCUAUGAGCCUAUAAAAUCAAAAGCAAGCUAAUUACUUCCUAGAUACAAAGAGGGUACAGGUAUUGAGUAAAUAGAGCCAUUCCAAGUGGGAGAAAUCAGCCAAAACAAAGGGGUUACAGGCCCCCAUGCAAGUCCAAAAUCCAGUGGGGCAGUCAAAUUUUAAAGCUCCAAAAUGAUCUCCUUUGACUCCAGGUCUCACAUUCAGGUCAUGCUGAUACAAGAGGUGGGUUCCCAUGGUCUUAGGCAGCUCUGCCCCUGUGGCUUUGCAGGGUACAGCCUCCAUCCUGGCUUUCAUAGGCUGGCAUCGAGUGUCUGCAGCUUUUCUAGACAGACAGUGUAAGCUGUUGGUGGAUCUACCAUUCUGGGGUCUGGAGGAUGGUGGCCCUCUUUUCUCAUAGCUCUACUAGGCAGUGCCCCAGAAGGGACUCUGUGUGGGGACUCUGACCCCACAUUUCCCUUCCGCAAUGCCCUAACAGAAGUUCUCCAUGAGGACCCUGCCCCUGCAGCAAACUUUUGCCUAGGCAUCCAGGUGUUUCUAUACAUCUUAAAUCUAGGCAGAGGUUCCCAAACCUCAAUUCAUGACUUCUGUGCACCCACAGGCUCAACACCACAUAGCUGCCAAGGCUUGGGGCUUCCACCCUCUGAAGCCACAGCCCAAACUCUACGUUGGCCCCUUUCAGCCAUGGCUGGAGUGGCUGGGAUGCAGGGUACCACAUCCCUAGGCUGCACACAGCACAGGAACCCUGGGCCCAGCCCAUAAAACCACUGUUUCCUCCUGGGCCUCUGGGCCUGUGAUGGGAGGGGCUGCCAUGAAGGUCUCUGACAUGGCCUGGAGACAUUUUUCCCAUGGUCUUGGGGAUUAACAUUAAACUCCUUGCUACUUAUGCAAAUUUCUGCAGCUGGCUUGAAUUUCUCCCCAGAAAAUGGGUUUUUCUUUUCUACUCAUUAUCAGGCUGCAAAUUUUCUGAACUUUUAUGCUCUGUUUCCCUUCUAAAACAGAAUGCUUUUACAGCACCUAAGUCACCUUUUGAAUGCUUUGCUGCUUAAGAAUUUCUUCCACCAGAUACCCUAAAUCAUCUCUCUCAAGUUUUAAAGUUUCACAGAUCUCUAGGGCAGGGGCAGAAUGCCACCAGUCUCUUUGCCAAAACAUAACAAGAAUCACCUUUGCUCCAGUUCCCAAGUUCCUCAUCUCCAUCUGAGACCACCUCAGCCUGUACCUUAUUGUUCAUAUCACUAUCAGCAUUUUUCUCGAAGCCAUUCAACAAGUCUUUAGGAGGUUCCAAACUUUCCCACAUUUUCCUGUCUUCUUCUGAGCCCUCCAAACUGCUCCAACCUCUGCCUGUUACCCAGUUCCAAAGUCACAUCCACAUUUUUGGAUAUCUUUUCAGCAACGCCCCACUCUAUUAGUACCAAUUUACUGUAUCAGUCCAUUUUCAAGCUGCUGAUAAAGACAUACUCAAGACUGGGGAAAAAAAGAGGUUUAAUUGGACUUACAGUUCCACAUGGCUGGGGAGGCCUCAGAAUCAUGGCAGGAGGUAAAAGGCACUUCUUACAUUGUGGAGGCAAGAGAAAAUGAGGAAGAUGCAAACACAGAAACCCCUGAUAAACCCAUCAGAUCUUGUGAGACUUAUUCACUGUCACGAGAAUAGCAUGGGAAAGACCAGCCCCUAUGAUUCAAUUACCUCCCCCUGGGUUCCUCCCACAAGAUAUGGGAAUUCUGGGAGAUACAACUAAAGUUGAGAUUUCGGUAGGAACACAGCCAAACCAUAUCACCUGGAAUCUUAGAAACUUGAUAUUUUCAGACUAGUACUAGGAAAUAUUCCAUCUUAAGGGUAUUGGUAAGCAAGUUCUUCCUCUCAAGUUUAUCUCCCCUCACCUGAUAUUUUUCUUCUCAUCCUGACAAACAAGCAGAGCUCUUCUGAUUGUAAAAAUAAUAAUACUUUUAAUGGGGCUGUUUGUUUUUCUUGUAAAUUCGUUUAAGAACCUUAUAGAUGCUGGAUAUUAGACCUUUGUCAGAUGCAGAGAUUGCAAAAACUUUCUCCCAUUCUGUAGGUUUUCUGUCCACUCUGAUGAUAGAUUCUUUUGCUGUGCAGAAGUUCUUUAGUUCAAUCAGAUCCAAUUUAUCAAUUUUUGCUUUUGUUGCCAUUGCUUUUGGCAUCUUCAUCAUGAAAUCUUUACCCGUGCCUAUGUUCUGAAUGGUAUUGCCUAAAUUUUCUUCUAUGGUUUUUAUAGUGUGGGGUUUUACAUUUAAGUCUUUAAUCCAUCUUGAGUUUAUUUUUAAAUAUGGUAUAAAGAAGGGGUCCAGUUUCAAUUUUCUGCAUAUGGCUAGCUAGCACUAUUUAUUAAAUAGGGAAUCCUUUCAACACACAUUGGGGCCUGUUGGAAGGUGGUGGGGGGGUGAGAUGGUGGAUGGGAGGAAGGAGAGCAUCAGGAAGAAUAGCUAAUGGCUGUUGGGCUUAAUACAUAGGUGAUAGGAAGAUCUGUGCAGCAAACCACCAUGGCACACGUUUAACUAUGUAACAAACCGGCACAUCCUGCAUAGUUACUCCUGAACUUAAAGGCUGGAAAAAAGAGAUACUCUUAAUAUUAAGACUGCAUGUUAAAAGGGUGCAAGCACUACAAUGAAUGAGUUCUAAAAGAGGCUGGCCACACCAAGGGAGACUCAGUCAGGGAAUCUGUGACCACCCAUCAGUGAUGGGUGGAGCCUAUUAGAUCAAUUACUGCAGUACAUAGUAAGAUUGCCAGUUCUUCUGGUUUCUUAUCUGGGAUUAGUAGCAGAUCUUGAAAUACAAAAAUUUAUUUCUACAUCUUCUGUCAUAAUUCUCACUACUAAAUAACUUCUACCACUUCUAGCUCCUAUCAGGUCAACCCCAACUUCCUUGUCUAUCGUUUGAGAUCCAAUAUUGCCAUACUACCUUGAAUUAUUUAGCAUCAGCUGAAGAAAAAAAAAUCACCUUGAUUUAAAAAGCUUGCCCUCUGCUUUUAAGUGUAUAAAGAAAUUUGGUUCCUUUGUUUUAUGGAGCAAACUUCAAAGUGGAAGGGAGAAAAAAAUCAAGCAGACCUCAAGUCACCUGAUUUCCAGUCCACUAAACCACACUCUGCUUUCUUGCCAAUACCAAUACUCGAUUGUGUUUCCAGGGAAGAAGGAAUGGUAAAACAAAGAGUGAGAAAGCUGAGCCAACUGUGAUAGAGGCACAGGCCAAUCCCUCAGACUCCUUUUUUCUAAUUGAACACCAGAUAUAAUCCCAGCCCUUUAAAUAAAAUUACCUAAUUAAUCCUAAUUAAUUAGUGAGCCCUUAUACUUAUAGAAGGGGUUUUCUUAGUGUUUGUCUUCUCACCCUCCCCACUUCCCAGCCUCUACUACAUUUCUUUCCAUCUAAAAAGAAAAGUUUCAUUUUUAGGGGUCCUUUUUAAAAACAAUUUCCAUGUCAACACUUAUUAAUGCUUGUGUGUGUGUGUGCAUGCAUGCCUGCAUAUAUACACUUAGAGCACGUUUUUUUAGAAGGCAGUAAUGGUGCUGCCUUUUAUCACCUUCUUUCUCCUCUUUAAAUGGAAAGCACUGAACCCAGAUGCCCAACCACGGAAGAUAUUCUUCCAGAAGCAGCAUCUGGCUUCCUGGCAAGCCCUUCAGGCAAGUUGUUUGGGGAGCAUUGCUGUUGUCUCUCGGUCUGUCACGUGUAUCGGAUACCGUGGCCUCUCUGGCUGGCAUGUCCCGGUAGCUGCCAAUUCCUUUCAGUUCACCUUUAAUUCUGAGAAACUAGUUUCCUCAUUUUCAUUUCUUACUGGACUUAUUUUUCUCCCCACUGCCCAUAGGAAUUCCAGGACAAACCUAAGUCCUCACUGCUUUCUGCCUGUCAAGCUCCUUUCCAGACCUCCGUCUUUUGAACCCAAAUGAAAACCUCAGCCAUUUACUCCUACAUUAAAAUAGGUUAUUUUAAAUAAUAUUUCUUAGCCACUUCUUGUCAGCAAAGCUCCUUGUAAACUGUGGAGUUGUUCCCUGAAAAGAAAAACAAAACAUUCCAUCCGAGUCAUUUAUUCUGGUCUGUACACAAGACAUGAAAGUGUUCUUGACAUUUGCGUAUUAUUUAGUUAAAUCGUAUUGGCUCCCUACAUCCUUGUCACACCAUGAACAAAAGAGCAUCACGGGGCUGGGAAAGACGAGACCAUGCUGCAGUUAGUCAAGGCUGUGCAGCCUUUACACAUAGCACCCGCUCCAGGAAACUGCAUUUCUUAAAGUGGCUUUUUUUUUUUUUUUUUACCUGUUAAUAUAUAUUUUUUAAUUGUGAAGGAUCUUCUGGGGUUUUUUAUGGAUAAUUGUUAAGAACACAGAGUCCGAUGGUAGCCCACGCAACAGGAAGCCGUGACAAGGUGCUGACAAGUCCGGCAGCAGUACCCAGAAUGCAGAGGAGAAAGCAGAAAUUAGAGCUGCAGGGUGACAUCCAGGAAUACUUAACACAGGGUAUCUGCAAAUUUUCAUGUCGUUGGGGGUUUUUUUUCUCAUGCAAGAAAAAAGUACAUAUUAUAUAUGAGAUUUCAGUUCUCAAGACUGUAAUGUCUAGGCUGAGAAAAGGCUGAAGUUGAGCAAUGGACAGGAGGAAAUCUCAGCCAUAAAUAAUAUUUUGUCUGUAGCUAGUAGCAGACUCAACCCACACUUGACUUUGAAGCAGUACAUAACUAGAACCCUAGGCUUCACUUGAAUGAGAGUCCCUAGGGGGCAAAGAAAGGAGGUUAGGGGCUGUCUUGGUCAGGCCAUUGGGAAAAAUCUUUUUUGGAAGUAGCUACAAAACAGUAGAGCUCAAAUUUAAGGUUAGCAUUUUUGAGCCUAUUAUGUUUCUGCCUCAAUGACAUUUUUUGGUCUGUAAUUUUUCCCCAGCUCCAUUCAUUAAUAUGUAAAAAGAAAGUUUAAAAAUACAUGCCAAACUCACAAGUUUUACACUACAUUAUUGCCCUUGGUAUAGAGGUUCCUGUAUCUUAUUUCUGGUCAUUUCUUCUCCUCUUCUAUAUCCUACCCAUAUUCUUUUUAACUAAACUGUUUCCUCAUACAUUUUCCCACUGUUCUCUACCUUUCCUCCCAAUUUUCAUCAUCCUCUGCAGAUUCUUUCUCUUGUCUGUACUCUGAAAACUCACUUCACAUUCAAAACAUUGUUGCCUACAUCAUCUGUCCACCCAUUUAUUCAUGAAACAAAUACAGGUUGAGUACUUACUGUGUGGUAGAUGCUGAGCUGGAAAUGAAGACACUUUUACCAGGAAAGCAAUAAAGCUCUAGGAUCUGGAAGCUUCCCUUCCCAUGUCUGGGAGUGUUCACAUCCCUCAAUCUCAUUCUUAAUCCCCAUUUUCUGGCUCUAUAUCCUUCCUCUUCUAACAGGAAUUUGUAAACCAGCCUAUUUUUAACAGGCAUUAAGUCAGUCCUUCCACUGGACUAAGUAAACCCCUUCUCUUCUUUCUCAUUUCAAAGAGACAAGUAGAACACAUUGGGACAGAACCACUGUAAGGAGUGGUCAAGACAUAGGUUGGUUCUCUGGCACUGAAAACACCUCUUUUCCUGCUCUCCAUGAACUGAUGGUCAAUAGACGCCUCUUCAUAGUCUUCCCUAUAUCAAUUUUGUACAUUCAUUUCUUUACUUCAUUUAUUGAUUUUCAUUUACCUCCCAUAGACUUUGUGAUACGAAAAGAUAAAGAAAUCACUCCAAAUGAACUUUUGUCUAAUUAAUCUGUGUAUCUGUUGUUGGGCAUUAAAACAGAUUAAAUUUGCUUACAUAGUGAAAAGGCAUGUAAAGUGAUAUGUUAUCUAAAUCAGAAUUUUUUUCCAUUUGGACACUUCAUAGCAAUCAUUUCACAUCUCAGAAAGAUUCCAUUCUCAAACACAUCUCUUCUUUGAUAACAGCACAACUCUGCCCUCGCAACUCUGCCCUCUUGGCUUCCUGCUCACCCAUCUUUUCCACUUUUCUUUCAUUUCCAACUGCCAUUCCAGAGCCACGUACUUCCCCUGGUGCUAACUUUCAAGUCAACAGAAAGGAAUUCCAUUCUCUCUCCUGGUGCCACAUUUCCUAUUUAGGGCCAAAUAUUCCCCACAGAGAUAUUGAGGCAUUUUACUGCUAGUUUACAUGUCCUACUAUAUUUUUCUAACUAGUGGGAAAAAAGAAAUAAAUGCAUGCCCUGCCCUCUCUGACCUCAUCUUCCUUUCAUAUCACAUUUAAAAUAACCAAUUCCUGGAGUGGCAAGCUCUUAAAGCAAUUCAUACUUCCCUGGCAAUCACAGAAAUGUACCCUUCAUCUUGGCAGAGGAAGGCCUAUUUCUUCCACCUGUUGUCACAUUCUUUUUAUUCUCUGCAUGGGUUUCCCACACAUACACCCUAUAAUAAGUUAGAUAAGGUUAGAAGCAGGUGGCUACAUAGAGAAUCAAAAGAAAUGUUCAUUGUCAUGUACUAGAAAUUUCUGAUCCCAAAGCACUUUUUUUUCCAAGAAAUGGUAAUAUAUAGAAAAUUGGCCUGCAGUUAGUUGUAUGUAGGAUUGUAGAUACUGGGGAGAGUGGGGGCGGGGAAGGUGAUGACCAGAGAGAGCGUUUUGUUCAUCAUGAAUGCAGCUACCUGAAAAACACUAGCUAAUUAGCAGUCUGUAGCCACACAACACAGCAGUUUAGUAUAAGAAGUGAACAAUACUUUACCUAAUUGAAACUACAGAGCAGACUUAGGUAGGCUGAAUGUAAUUACACAGAUUGGAAGUCAGCCAGGACGCCGAGGUUAACAAUCCCUUCACUCACAAAAAGCACCACGGGAACUUUAAUGACCACAAGUGGUAAGGGCCGCUAUCCUGCAGCCCAACGAAAGGCCUCACCUCUCGCAACCGAGACUCCAUCAGAAGAGCCUAAUGGCGUCAACUAAUUGCUAGAAAAAAAGACUGCCCUCUAUCGACGCAGAUGCACCUGUGCUGUGUGAUUCAUUCACCAAGCACAGUAAACACUUUGAAGUACUAGGGCGAAGGGGGAUUCGAAUGAAUGAGGGCAUCGAGGGGGUCAAGUGGUGGACAAUGGGAACUGUGAAGUCUCCUCUGCCUGCCGGUCCUGUGGCCAGCACUUCUGCUGCACUAGCUUCCCUAAAAGAGGCACACGACUUCCCAAACUUCAGUGUGCUCACAAACCAAAUUACCUAGCAAUCUUGUUAAAAAAUGCAGAUUCUGGGUCGGGCACGGUGGCUCACGCCUGUAAUCCCAGCACUUUGGGAGGCCGAGGCGGGUGGAUCACAAGGUCAGGAGAUCAAGACCAUCCUGGCUAACACGGUGAAACCCCAUCUGUACUAAACAUAC
This is a messenger RNA of Pan troglodytes (chimpanzee), 10696 nucleotides long. RefSeq names its product Rho GTPase activating protein 15 (gene ARHGAP15). Gene Ontology annotation, cellular component: cytoplasm. Gene Ontology annotation, biological process: regulation of GTPase activity; signal transduction. The transcript is spliced from 14 exons. Lineage: Eukaryota; Metazoa; Chordata; Mammalia; Primates; Hominidae. The record is from RefSeq and is a predicted model, not a curated record. The coding region runs from base 198 to 1457 and encodes 419 amino acids.